Molecule: messenger RNA, 1488 nt
Organism: Pieris macdunnoughi
Lineage: Eukaryota; Metazoa; Arthropoda; Insecta; Lepidoptera; Pieridae
Source: the annotation of a GenBank genome assembly
AUGGACACACAGCUUGCAAAGAAAAGCCAAACAAUAGAAUCAAGAACAGAAAGCUCAGAUUUUGAUGAUGAAGUCAGAGUUUUCUUUACAAAACCAGUUAGUGAUCCUGGUACCGGUUCUUUGGUAAAUCGAAAAACAUUUGAAAACGUCGUACAAGCUGCGCCAAUUAUCGCUGUGCUAUUGAAUAAUACAAUUAAUGAAACUCAAUCCAGAAUUAAACGUUAUAUUAAAUCAUUGGAUAUUGAGAAUGCAAGACCGAGAAGCACGACACACAAAUUAAGAAAAGAAACAACGGAAAAGAUCUACAAAUAUUCCGACAUGCAGGAUCUGGCACAGUUGGUGGAACUUCAGGAUGAUGAACUCCAAGGCCGUGUGUCCCUUCGAUAUUUACGAAAAUAUGUCGGCACAGCGUUAUUUAAUAUUUGCGAUUAUCAGGAGCCGAAAACACGGCAAGUUUACUUGUUUAACGCUUCAAGGAUCGUCAUUGCUAUUAGCAAUUUUACGCUGGAAAGGAUGACCCUGGUGGUGACACCAGCUCGUUCACUGCUAAACAGUGUAGGCCGUUGCCCACCAGCCCAUCUGGAGUGUCAAGUGGCUGGUACAAGGGUGUGUAUAGACUCAACCAACGCGUGCGAUGGAGUACCUAAUUGUGGGGCUUACGAUAUAUAUGAUGAGGACCGUCUCCGAUGUGGCUGGUCCCACGGGCUUCAACAUAACGUCUGCCUGGCUGCUUGCACAUUCGUGGCUGUCAUUUUGACACUUCUUUAUACGGUCCACUACUGGCUGAAGCGAUGCGUGCCCAGGGUGUCACAGGCAUUCUUCAUCUACGCCGACGCAUCUGAAAACAUAAUUGCAGCAUUCCUCUGCGGAUGUUUACGCAAGAAAAAAGCGGACAAUUUUUCCGAUGAAGCAUUUGCAGAGAUUGAACAGUUAUCACAUGUCGAGAAAAGGUUAUUGUUCACCUGGUUAGAGCUGCGUAAUAUCUCCCUGGUGAUAAAGGACGCUGGCGUACCGGGCCAGACUGAACGGUUGGAAAUCUCGAAAAGAGAAACAUCAGUGAAACAAAAGACGAGCGCAAGUUUCGAAAUUUCAAAUGAGGAAACGUCAGAGAAACAAAAGAAGACCACCUCGGAAAUGCGCAAUGAUCCAAUAAAAACGACGCACGAACCAAGAAGGAACAGCGAACUGAACCUCCUUCAGCUCAUAAGAAAUCUAAAAAUUUCAGACUCCGAUUCAAGUAAUAAAACAGAAACGGAAAUAAAUAAUACCGUAUACGAAAAACCUGUUGAAGCCCAUAAAAUAUCUACCGAAACCAAAGAUAAGCAUUUGAGAUUUGAUGAAGACAUUGUCACAAUACCAAGGAACGAUAGUCAAGAAAGCUCUGAACAUACAAUAGAAGAUGAAAAACCGAGCACGAGUAAAGAAUUUAAGGGUUUUUGGCGAUCAGGAAAGAAGAAACAAAAGAAAUCCCAACUUGCAUUACGAUGA